Messenger RNA from Durio zibethinus, 1464 nucleotides. RefSeq names its product syntaxin-22-like. Gene Ontology annotation, biological process: intracellular protein transport; vesicle-mediated transport; vesicle fusion. Gene Ontology annotation, cellular component: membrane; endomembrane system; SNARE complex. The record is from RefSeq and is a predicted model, not a curated record. Gene Ontology annotation, molecular function: SNARE binding; SNAP receptor activity. NCBI's taxonomy places the organism in Eukaryota, Viridiplantae, Streptophyta, Magnoliopsida, Malvales, Malvaceae.
UGUAUAUUAUUUAAUUAAUAAACCAGUGAAUGCCCAAACAAACCAGUGAGCCCACUCGGUGUCAACUCACUCUGCCCUCUCUACAUCACCCACUUUGUCCCUUUCCCGUCCACUCCAAAGAAGCCGCUUGGCACGAUAAUUUUCCUUAUUAAAUAUUUUAUUUCUUUAUUUAAAAAACGUCUAAUUCUUUUCUCUGUCACAGUCCCUCAACUCUCGCCGUGUUCUUAGGUUCCGUUAUUUUUACCCAUUUCCCAUCGAUUUUUAAUCUCUCCCCGUGCAACUAAAGAGCCUUCUCGCCUGUUGUUUUCGUUUUCCCAUCACUUUCUCAAGAAAAUUUCAUCUCAAAAUUUUCUCGAGGAAGUUAGGGUUUGUGCAAAUAUAAGAUAUAGAGGAGGAGCAAUCAUGAGCUUUCAAGAUCUGGAAGCUGGACGGCCAUUGGCGUCGAGGCAAAACCUGAUCAACGGCAAACAAGACGCCACGCAAGCAGUGGCUUCUGGCAUUUUCCAGAUCAAUACUGCUGUCUCCACCUUCCAGCGACUCGUCAAUACCCUUGGGACCCCUAAGGACACGCCUGAGCUCCGAGAAAAGCUGCAUAAAGCGAGGCUUCAUAUUGGGCAAUUAGUGAAGGACACUUCGGCUAAACUGAAACAAGCUAGUGAAACAGAUCACCGUGCUGAAGUUAGCGCAAGCAAGAAGAUAACAGAUGCUAAACUUGCAAAAGAUUUUCAAGCAGUUUUGAAAGAGUUUCAGAAGGCUCAACGGGUUGCAGCUGAAAGGGAAACGGCAUACACUCCAUUUGUUCCCCAGGCAGUUCUUCCUUCAAGCUACACGGCCAGUGAGAUAGAUGUAGGUUCAGAUAAAAGUGCUGAACAGCGAGCCCUUCUUGUGGAAUCAAGAAGACAGGAGGUCUUGCUGUUGGAUAAUGAGAUUGCAUUUAAUGAGGCUAUCAUCGAAGAAAGAGAACAAGGAAUUCAAGAAAUUCAGCAGCAAAUUGGUGAGGUCAAUGAGAUCUUCAAAGAUCUCGCAGUGCUAGUUCAUGAGCAAGGAGCUAUAAUUGAUGACAUUGGGACUCACAUUGAAAAUUCUCAGGCUGCCACCGUACAGGCAAAAUCCCAUAUUGUGAAAGCCGCAAAGACACAGAGAUCAAAUUCUUCUCUGGCCUGCUUGCUCCUGGUAAUAUUCGGAAUUGUGCUUCUCAUCGUGAUCAUAGUACUAGCAGCCUGAUCAAAAGGUCAUCCAAUUUGAUCAUAGAACGAUUUUAAGAUAUUCUAAACAGCAAGAGGUGAUCGCUUUGCUAAUGUAUUUGAUUUUGUGGUUAUCAGCCAUCCAUUAUGAUAUUUGGUUGAUCUUUGGGCGGGGUGUUUCUUUUUCUGUAAGUUGGUGUCUGGGUUUGCUGAGGGUGUAUCACAGCUUUCUGUGUAUUGUCCCCUUUUGUCUUCUUGAAAUUUCCUAUAAUAAGAGCUU